This is a messenger RNA of Moneuplotes crassus, 2772 nucleotides long. The record is from the annotation of a GenBank genome assembly. NCBI's taxonomy places the organism in Eukaryota, Ciliophora, Spirotrichea, Euplotida, Euplotidae.
AGAAAAUGUCAAAAGCCUCAGAGUUUUUGAAGAACAUUAAGAGACCCAAAUCUGGUCUAACCCAUAGUCUUAGAGAUGAUGCAUCUUAUUUUAGCGAACUUGCUGAAGAAGAGACUGAUAACCAUGUUAAAGGCCUCCAAAGCGGAGAAGCCAAUAUUAUGGUGGCAGUGAGAGUCAGGCCUAUCUCUAAAACAGAGCAGAAGAAAGAGCUUUACCCAAUAGUAAAGGUCAUGGAUGAUAAAUUUAUCGUAGUUCAGGAUCCCUCAACCACUCAUGGUGAUGGAGAUUUUGCUUCAAAUCAAGCUUCCGGCGGAGUUAAGGAGAAACAAUACGCUUUUGAUUAUGUUUUUGAUGAGAAUACUGAACAGAAGAUAGUUUUUGAUAAAACAACGCAGAUCCUCCUCGAAGGAGUUCUCGAUGGGUAUAAUGCCACUGUGUUUGCCUACGGAGCCACUGGAGCAGGUAAGACCUACACUAUGCUUGGCACUCCCAGUGACAAAGGUAUCUUUGGAAAUGCUUUCGAAGAGCUUUUCAAACAAAUGGAGGAAAGUAGUAAGGACAAAGAUUUCAAAAUCAAGAUGAGCUUUAUUGAAAUAUAUAAUGAAAUGAUAUUCGACCUUCUCCUUCAAAAUGAAAAGCCCCUCGAGCUUAGAGAAGAUGCCACUAAGGGGAUCCACGUUGCUGGAAUUUCAGAAGUGAGAGCUGAGAGUACAACUGAAGUUCUGGAACUUCUUCAUUUGGGUAAUCAGAACAGGAGCACAGAAGCUACUGAUGCUAAUAAUGAGAGCUCAAGAUCCCAUGCCUUGCUUCUAGUCACAGUUGAACAUAAAGAAAGAGAUUCAGGCACAGAAGCUGAAGUUAAGGUUGGAAAGUUCUCCCUGAUUGAUCUUGCAGGCUCUGAGAGGGCCUCUAACACCAAUAAUACAGGAAUCAGGCUGGUUGAAGGAGCAAAUAUCAACCGGUCUUUACUCGCAUUAGGUAACUGUAUUACCUUGCUGUAUCAGAACAGUGAGAAGAAAAGUAAGAAAUAUAUUCCCUUCAGGGACUCCAAGCUGACAAGACUUUUAAAGGACUCACUGGGAGGAAAUAGCCGAACAGUUAUGAUCGCCAAUGUUUCACCUUGAAAUACCGCUUAUGAAGAGACAAGUAAUACCCUUAAAUAUGCAAGUAGAGCCAAGAAUAUCAAAACUGAUGUGAAAAGGAACGUUCUGAGUGUUUCAUUCCAUGUUAGCAAGUACCAAUCGAUCAUUAAUAGCUUAAAAUAAGCAGGUUAACCAGUUGAAGGAGGAGCUAGUCACUCAAGAGCUUGACAGUAGCAUGAGUAAACCUCCCAAAAAUGAUAAGGACACAAAGGCUUUUGAUCAACUCAGAAAGGAAAUGGAAGAAAAUCACCAAAAAGAGGUCGAAAACAGGAAAAAUUAUCAAGAAAAUGAACGAAUUUUGAUCGAAUCGAGAAUAAAACUAAAUAAUGCAUGGAAUGGACUUAAGAAAUACAGAGAAAAGUUACCCCAGCUUAUAAAGAAGAAGAAAAUAAAGGAUUUACAUCUUGCAAUGAUACAGGUGACUUCUCAGAACCAUACUACUAUAAUAGAGAACAUUAAUCUCAAAAAUCAGGAGGAAAUUGAACAAGGAAAAGCAAAGGCCAAAGAUAUGGAACUUAAAUACCUUCAGGAACUGCUCACAGUCAGAGAUGAAGUAAUCUCACAGACUAAGAAGCAACUUCAGUUGAGCAAAAUGGAGCUCAUUAUAGAGCAAGAAACCUUAGAGACUGCUGAAGAUAUCCAGAAGAGAAUGAAGAUGUCUUUUCCCUCCAUCACCUAUACAAACGCUGGCUUAGGGAAUUCCAAUAAAAACAGGAACAGAAGUGUUAAUGUCAGAAUUGAGAAUAGAGGAGCACAUGAUAGCACAAGCGAAGCAAGUAUACCUACAGGAGUUGGAAGUACCAAGCACAUUGCAUCAACUCUUAAGCUAGCAAACCCAGUUAUCAGGAAGAAUAAUUAUAUUAAGAGCAAUCUAAGAUACUUAAAUACGCCAAAGAGAAAUCCUGGACUCUCAAGGAGUAAGAAUAAUCAUUCCUUACCUAAGCUUUCGAUGAGAAGUUUAGAUAGGCCACAGCUGAAUAAAAAGGAAUCGUUAGUCGUUGGAAGACACCCUAAGAAACCAUACUUGAAGAUCAAAGGGACUAAGAAAAUAUUUGAGAGAGUUUCAUCUCCUGGUGGGACAAGUACUGUUAGCGAUCGGACAACCACUAGUCUUCCUAGAAUUGUUAGAUCAGAUACAGAGACUAUUUCAACCAAGCAGCCAAUUCCUUUUAAAAGUGCUAUUAAACAAAUGAAGACCAAGAUCAAGGCGAAGGAUAGGAUGAGACUUGACAGAUUUAAGAAGGAAAACUUCCUCUAUAGUGCAGCUCCAAAGAAGCUAUCUUUGGCUGAGAAGUAUAAGCCAAUUGCUCCUCCUGCUCCUGUGGGGAAUCCAAAUCCCCCAACAAAUUUUCUGAGUAAAUUCAGAACUACUGCAGCUGCUCAGAAUAUUGUGAAAAAAGAAGAAAAGAAAGGAGAUAGCUCGAUCCCUAAUCUUUCUUACUCACAGAGGAUGAGAGAUAAUGUUUCCAAGCUGAACAUCUUCUCUGGUCCUGGAGAUGCAGUCUCAAGAACACCGUUGAAGGGAAUUCUUAAAAAGAAAGAUCCUCCUACUGGGGCUGUGAAUAGCCUGAAUGACAUGAACCUGCGGGCGAACACACUUGCGAAUGCCCAAAGUAGGAAAUUUUACUAA